This is a messenger RNA of Metarhizium acridum CQMa 102, 1938 nucleotides long. The record is from RefSeq and is a predicted model, not a curated record. Lineage: Eukaryota; Fungi; Ascomycota; Sordariomycetes; Hypocreales; Clavicipitaceae.
AUGCCGCGGUGUUUGAACUCAGAUCCUGACAAAGCCUCUAUAUCUGACGACUCAUUCGACGAACUGAGACUUCUACAAACCACCAUCGAUAUUGAUCUGAGUUAUUCGAUUAGGAUACCUCAGCCCUUCGCGAUGCCAAAGUUGGGACAGCCGGAGCGGAAGUCAGGUCGCGGACCUGUCAAACUAGCAUGUCUGGCUUGUCGCGUAUCGAGAAUUCGCUGCGAUGGGGACCAGCCGUGCCACGGGUGUCGAAUUCGAAACCGGGAAUGCUCGUACACGCCUAGUCGCCGAGGAGGCUCACGUAAGAAGAGAAAUGUGGCUGCGAAACCAACUACCAAUGAACAACCUGAUCUCGCUUUCCCUUCUCCUCCUCUGAGCGAGAUUGAUCACCUUACCUCACCUGGCGCGGGACUAAGACUGCUCUCAUUUGAUGAGAUCAAUCUGCCGAGUGGUGCCGGCAGUCUCGGAACCAGUGAUUCUGGAGCUGAGGACUUCGUGCAACACGCUGUCAGAAUAUAUGACAGUGAGCAGGCUAUAUUGAAUGCCUACUACAUUUACCUACAUCAGUACUUUCCAAUCCUCCCGCCUCCCGUUAGGCCUGUUACCCCGGAUAAUCCGAUACGGAUCACGAGUCUUGAGGGAUGCUUUUCCCUGACUUUGACCUCGCCACUGGCCCUGGCCAUAUCGGCCAUGUUGGCUCUGAUCCCCUUUCCGGACCAGGAACCCACACCCGUAAUGUCAGCCGAGGAACCUCUAAGAAGAUCAAUAGCUCAUAAACUGGCCCAAAUGGCUUUGGAACGUGUGGAGUCAGACUCCGAACUUAUUGACGACACCCCUGGCGGCCACCCAAGUCCAAUCCCUUUCGAAGGUCAACCAAUCCCUCGCUUUCCAUUACAUCCUCGAACUCCAGUGAUGCUCGAAGGACUGCUUGCACUACUGCUGCUAAGCAACUACGAGCAUACUCAAAGAGGAAAUAUGCUUAAAAUGACCACAAGAGCUAGCCAGGCCUUAAUCAUGGCAAAAAAUAUGUCUCUCCAUCAACUAAACAGCUAUGAGGACGAAUAUUCUGAAGCCAAAAGGAGAGCCUGGUGGAUGAGUUACUUUCGAGCCCAACUGUGCUCCGUUGUUCGACAGAGCGCAUCCGUUAUCAUGGAGGAUGAUAGUCUUUACACCACCCCAUAUCCCACCAUACAGGGUGAUCCCGAGGUCUGGCCGUUGUAUAUCGAGUCUCUUCAGGUGUCUUUCGCGACUGUUCGGCUUGCAGCAGCCAGAGUACCGCCAUGCGCAAAGCCUGACCCAGACUUGCUUCGUUCGAAGUCUGAGAAAAUAGCAGCACUAGACGCUCGAGCCGUACAAUUGAUUGAACGUGCUAAGAGCGGCCUGCGAUCCAAAGCGUCUCCUACCAACGGAGACCCAGCGAGCGAGCCGCUUGUUGCCAAAACGAUGCGCAGUAUUGCAGCCAUUAGGAGUUCCAGCAUGAACCAUUGCGACUUGAGUUCUCCAGACUUCGUUCCUGACACGGACAAUGUCAUUCCACGAACCAACCCGCCAGAAUCAUCGCCUCUUACAUUUGAUGAGGCCGCGGAAGUCUGCGUAGAAUCGGCGCUGGAAGUGUCUCGGCAACUGAAGAAGCUACCAUACCCCGACAAGAGCCUUGCUGCUGUUCCAGCUCGAAUGACCCCGACCAUCUUAUGUUGUGCAAUGCAUGCCAGCUACGUAAUGAUGAUGCAGUUCUAUCGACUAUAUCUGAGGCAUCAACAAGAGGCUGGCGAUAUGAUGACGACGAGCUACGAGCGCCGGGUGGACGAACUCCGCCACGCUCUGCAGGACGUUAUAGCAACUUUGGACGGGUUUGCAAAUGUGCUCGAAGCUAUUCGUGGAAUGAAGGUUGAUGUAGAAGCCGUUUUCACGGUUGCAUUCUCCGACAUGAUGACCUAA